Messenger RNA from Blepharisma stoltei, 1554 nucleotides. The record is from the annotation of a GenBank genome assembly. Lineage: Eukaryota; Ciliophora; Heterotrichea; Heterotrichida; Blepharismidae.
AUGAUUGAGACUGUAAUCCCUGAAGAAGAAGUUCCGUUAAUUCUCAAGCAAUACAACAAAAUCGCUUUAAAACUUGUAAAACAGCAAGAAUUUGAAAGAGCUUUAGAAGCGCUCUCUAGAUCUGACGAAAUUUUGGAAGCUCUUCAAGCAGCAGGAAGUGAGGUUGACAAUCAUUUUCGCUUACUCCGAUCAAUUUUAUUUAACUUAUAAAUUUGUUUCUUAGAAUUAAAUAUAUAGAAAUUAGCCAGAGAUUCCUUUAUAAUUGUCAUUAUAAAUUUUAUACAAAGAUUUAUUUUUCCAAGAAGUAGUUUAUUUUUUUCAAUAGUUUUGCUUACUCACGGGAGGUUAGAAACCUCUCACAAUCGCUCAAUAUGUUUACAAAGACUAGGCUUACUAGAAGAUUGUGCAGCUUCCAUAAAUCAUUGCCUUGAAAUAAUCAAAGCCAAAAAAUCUUCAAUUAAAACUGUUUCUGAAAAAAUAUUUUUAUCUAGAUAUAUUUGCAAAUCAAGAGUCAGACUAUGUGCAAUAUUUUCACAAUUAAAAGAAAAUGAAAAAGCCUUAAGAUAUGCAUUUAAAGCUGAAAAAAAUAUAAGAUUUUGCCUAGAAGAGUGCUUAUUAGCAUGCAAAGAACAGAUAAAAUUAAAUGAUAAAAUAUCAAAAUCAUCAAGAUUAAGAAAUAGAUUUGCAAAGCAACAACAGUAUAAAUUACUUGAGUCACCUCAUUAUUUGCAGUCACAAAAUGUAAUAAAUCAGGCUUUGCCAUAUUUAAAAGUCAUAUGUAAACAAUUUAAAACAAAAAAGAUUCAAAAAGUAAAUAAUGUCAAAGGAAUAUUUCAAGCAGCAGAUAUGGAAUGGAUAAAUAAUUGGAAUAUUGGAGACGUUAUGGUUAUUCAACCCUAUGAAACUGAAGGAGCUCAUGGAGGAUUUGGGUGUGAUCAAGAGCUUACAAAAGAAAAACUUUUUGAAAAAACCUUGCUGAUUGUUGUGACUCAAUUUUGCAUAGCGACUGAAAUAAGAAAUUUAAUAGGAAAAAACACAAAUUACUCCAAAAAAGAUGCUUAUUUGUGACACAAAAAAGCUGUAAGAAACGCAAAAAUGUUUUUACCAACUUCUUCUGCUUUAUGCAUUCAUGUAAAUAACACUUUUCAAACUAAUUUCAGCAAAGAGAUACAGAAAGAAAAGGGGAAGAGAGAAUUAAAGCCAGAUUUUGGAAAAACCCUUGUAAUUCAUACAAAAACUAGAAUAGACACACUGAAUCCUGAACAAUUAAGGUCAAUUUAUCGUCCGCGGUCAUCAUCAACACGCCUCAAUAGAACUAUCUUAAAAGACGAUAGAAGAGCUCUGACCUCCUUAAAUGCAACUAUAAGUGCCAGAAAUAAGCUAAAACAGAAAAGUGAAAAUGAUAAAGAAAUUUUUGUUAAACAAGCUUUAGGGUUUGAUAAAUUAUUUAACAAAGAAGAGUCUCCAAAUAAAUCACUUCUAAGCACAAAUGAUAAAACAGCUGAGUUAAAGGAGCAUUUUAAUACAGAAAAUGAUAUAAAUAUUUCACCAUAA